Bemisia tabaci is the source of this 3696-nucleotide messenger RNA. Its product is annotated as histone deacetylase HDAC1. Lineage: Eukaryota; Metazoa; Arthropoda; Insecta; Hemiptera; Aleyrodidae. Gene Ontology annotation, cellular component: NuRD complex. Gene Ontology annotation, biological process: heterochromatin formation. Gene Ontology annotation, molecular function: histone deacetylase activity. The record is from RefSeq and is a predicted model, not a curated record.
UGGAAGGAAUGAUCCGACGUUGUCUUGUCGAUUGUCACUCGAAAAAUUUUGUUUUGAAUUUCAUUCUAACUUGAAUUUGAGUUUACUUGCAUUUUUAGUUGAGUGCAAUUAUUAAGUGCAUGCCAUAAGGCUUUAAAGUGAAUUUGGACUCUUAUCACGGCUAGUAUUUCGCAGUAAAAAUGCAAACACCUCACAGCAAAAAGCGUGUUUGCUACUACUAUGACAGUGACAUCGGAAACUACUAUUACGGCCAAGGCCAUCCAAUGAAACCACAUAGGAUAAGGAUGACCCAUAAUCUCCUCCUGAACUAUGGUCUAUACCGGAAAAUGGAAGUUUAUAGGCCACAUAAAGCCACAGCUGAAGAGAUGACUAAAUUUCAUAGUGAUGAGUAUAUCAGAUUUCUUCGCAGUAUUCGACCAGAUAACAUGGCUGAGUACAACAAACAAAUGCAAAGAUUCAAUGUCGGGGAAGAUUGCCCUGUUUUCGAUGGCCUCUAUGAAUUUUGUCAAUUAUCUGCCGGUGGAUCAGUAGCAGCAGCCGUCAAAUUGAACAAACAGGCAUCAGAAAUCUGUAUCAACUGGGGUGGUGGACUCCAUCAUGCAAAAAAAUCAGAAGCAUCAGGCUUUUGUUACGUCAAUGAUAUCGUCCUCGGUAUCCUAGAAUUACUGAAGUAUCAUCAGAGAGUACUGUACAUUGAUAUUGACGUUCAUCAUGGUGAUGGUGUAGAAGAAGCGUUCUAUACUACUGAUCGUGUCAUGACCGUAUCCUUCCAUAAGUAUGGUGAAUAUUUUCCUGGCACUGGAGAUCUCAGGGACAUCGGCGCUGGCAAAGGGAAAUACUACGCUGUUAAUAUUCCUUUAAGAGACGGAAUGGAUGAUGAGAGCUAUGAAUCUAUUUUCGUUCCGAUCAUCUCUAAAGUUAUGGAAACAUUUCAACCAAGUGCCGUUGUUUUACAAUGUGGUGCUGACUCUCUAACAGGAGACCGUCUGGGUUGCUUCAAUCUCACUGUAAAAGGCCAUGGAAAGUGUGUAGAAUUUGUGAAGAAGUACAAUUUACCGUUCUUGAUGGUCGGCGGAGGAGGCUACACAAUCAGAAACGUAUCUCGCUGUUGGACUUACGAAACAUCUGUUGCGUUGGGUGUUGAAAUAGCCAAUGAACUUCCUUACAACGACUAUUUCGAGUAUUUUGGUCCUGAUUUCAAACUGCACAUCAGUCCGUCAAAUAUGGCCAAUCAAAACACUCAAGAGUACCUAGAAAAAAUUAAGACUCGCCUCUUUGAAAAUCUCCGCAUGUUACCUCAUGCCCCUGGUGUACAAGUUCAAGCGAUCCCGGAGGACGCCAUCCCAGAUGAUAUUGAAGAUGAGGACAAAGUUAAUCCUGAUGAAAGAAAGCCGCAAAGAGACGAAGAUAAAAGGAUCACUGCUGACAAUGAAUUUAGUGAUAGCGAUGAUGAAAGUGGAAACAGGAAAGAUCACAGAUCAUUCAAGAGCGGUCCAUCAACGCCAAACAGCAAGAGGCCUAGAUUAGAGCAAGUCAAACCGGAUGGUGACACGAAAGUAGAAGAACCUGUGAAAACAGAAGUUAAAGAUUCAUAACAUCUCUGAAUUUGAAGUCUGAAGAUAAUCUCAAUUAUUUUAAUGUGUUGUAUCCUAUCAUCAAACAAGAAAUCAGAAACCUCGCAAAAACUGCUCACAACCUACGAACCAGUAGAUUGCUACAAUAAGUUAAGAAACCUCUGCCUGACGAAGUUUUCUGUUCCAAUCGACUUCCGGCACUAUUUAUUAUUGUAAUCUCCUGAAUUCGAUCAUUCAGCGUUAAACAUCCUUGUUCCUAAGCCCUCUCUCCCAAAUAGCGUCAAUUUGCAAUCAUGUUUUUACACUUUUGUUACUGAAUUAUCUGUAUGUUCUAUUGAUCUCCUACGAUUUUAAUUUUUCGUUCCCAGUCCUUACAUGUUGUCACGUCUUAAAUGUGACUUUCGUUCUCCUAUAAAAUUCACUGGUCUUGAUAUGUUUACUUAUUUUUUUUCUUAGUGUACAAUGGUUAAGUGUAACCGAGAGUAACAUUUACUAUCCAAUCUCAUGAAAGGGCUCCUUUUCUUUGUAAACCUAGGCCUCGAUGUUUCUAAGAAUUAUUUUCUCUUCACCUCUAUAAAUUCAAUCUUAUUUUAUGACCUUAAUUGUGAUUCCUACAUCAUCUCCUGUUUAAUUAAGCGUAUUUUAUUGAUGUUAUGAUCGACGACUAUGACUGAUUGCACCUUUCAUUCUGAAAAAUUGUCAUCAAUGACCGUAAUUUUUUUUCUGUCAUUAGAUUUUGCAGACUCAUUUUGUGUCUCAAUGGUAGAGUCAAACCAGAAAACAUAAUAUCACCUCAUUAUACUUCCCUCAUGGGCCUACUGCGAUCAUAAUUUUUCCAAGGAGGGAAUAGCUCUCGUCUAGAGUGUUUGAUGUGUGACAGAGGGCAAAAAAAAUUGAACGUUAAACGAUUUCAAGAUAUGUCACGCUCUGAACAGCAUUGAAAACUGCCAUUUUUAGCAUCAAAAGUGCUAAAUCGAAGCUUUACCAGCAUCGGUUUUUUUUUUUUUUAGAUGAUAGGAGGAUGUUUGAAAAAGUAAAUUUAAGUACUUUUAGAUUGCAUGGCAGGCAUUUAAAUAGAGAAGGGUAAUUCUGUAGGUCAAAGUUUUUGCACUGUAUUCAUUGAAUCUCCCAUUUUAAAAACGAUCGCGACCAAUCUCGGAAAAAUUAACUUUUUCAGGAGACGAGAAGAACUGCAUAACAGCCAAGAAAAGAGUGUUUUUACGCCAAAAAAAAUGGACAUUGUUAAAAAUCCCAGUUGGGUCAUUUUCAAACUGUGAGAUUCUAUUGAUAAAAGACCUCUUACCUCAGGCCCCUUAGGUGACAGUCAACGUUCUCUCUUCAAAACAACCUCUUUUUUGACCAGCAGUUUGACCUUUCCGAUCACUGUGGAGAAAUAGUGUUCUGCGUGCGCAAAGUAAAUAAGUAAUCAAACAGAAUUUAUCUUUUCGUCUAUAUCUGUAAAAAUCGAAAAAUAAUUUAUAAUGAUUCCUCGAUAUUUGAUGGAAUUUUCCACAGCAUGUGAUUAGUAAUUAAACUGAUUUAAGUUCAUCCUUCAGCCAGAAUUUUGGUCAUAUAUUUGACCAAAUCGUGCAGUGAGGAUGUUCGUGCACUUGGAUUGUUGAAUGAGCGCGUGUUUGUGUGUACAUACCGAGAAUCUGAGUGUCUUAGUUCAAUUUUUUGUCGAUUAGCGUCAAUAGCCAUCAAAAGCGGAUGUUAAUUUGCUUGCAUAUCUAUUUUUCUUCCCUUCAAUGUAAUCCCUGUUUUCCAGUUCAUUUCAGUCCAGCAAGGAUUGAAAAUUGUAAAGUUUUUAAACUAGUUUCGUUUAUAUUUUUAUAUAACAAUGAAUUUCAAGCUAAAGUAUUAUCAGAAAGUUCAAGUUGAUUGGUUACUAUAAAAUCUAUGUCGCUAUGAUUUUUGUAUAAAAAUUCCAGUGAAAUCUUGGUCAUCCAUAAAAUUUGUGAAAGUUGGCCUUAGCCCAGAAAAGCUAAUGCCUAAGUAGCAGAGUAAAUGUAACAUGAAGUGUUGGAUUUGUUUGUAACACACUUCACAACGACUAAUUUAAGAAAUUUCAGAAUGUGAUAAAGAAAUCAAUUUGAAUAAGUAAUAAAUUUAAUAAACAUUA